Messenger RNA from Penicillium olsonii, 2526 nucleotides. NCBI's taxonomy places the organism in Eukaryota, Fungi, Ascomycota, Eurotiomycetes, Eurotiales, Aspergillaceae. The record is from the annotation of a GenBank genome assembly.
AUGCGUCUCGCUAUUGCCGCCACCCUCGGGCUGGCCGGUGCGGUCGCUGGAAACAUACACCCUCGCUCUCAGGAGUCCCGCGACUUCUUCGCUCUCCACCUCGAUGACACCACCUCUCCUUCCCACAUCGCACAGGCCCUAGGCGCUCGCCACGAGGGCCAGAUCGGUGAACUCGAUGGCCAUCACACUUUUUCUAUCCCUCGGGGGGAAUCGAUUCAGACGGAUACCCUGUUAGAUGACUUACGGGCGAGGAGGAAGCUCCGACGACGGUCCGGCGCAAUCGAUGCGCAGAAUGACGAUCCGCUGGAUGGUGUGUUAUGGUCGCAUAAGCUUGCCCCAGCAAGACAAAAGCUUCACAAGAGGCUUCCACCAGUGUCGGUACCAUACGAAACCCUGGACAAACGAAAGGUCGACGCGCAGGCCGCUGCAGCUCAGAAAAAUGUCAUGUCCACCUUAGGAAUCAGCGACCCCAUCUUUAAAGAGCAAUGGCAUCUUCUGAACACCCUGCAGCCUGGUCAUGACCUCAAUGUGACUGGUCUUUGGUUGGAGGGUAUCACAGGCGAAGGAGUCGCUACAGCAGUGGUGGACGAUGGAUUAGAUAUGGACAGCAACGACCUCAAGCCGAACUACUUCGCUGAGGGCUCAUGGGAUUUCAACGAGGGAGGCCCCGACCCCCGCCCUCUCCUACUGGACGACAAGCACGGCACCCGUUGCUGUGGCGAGAUCUCGGCAUCCAAGAACGAUGUAUGCGGUGUCGGUGUCGCCUACGAUAGCAAAAUUGCCGGUAUCCGAAUUCUCUCCAAGCCAAUCGACGAUGUCGACGAGGCGGCUGCGAUAAACUACGGAUAUCAGAAGAAUGACAUUUACUCUUGCUCCUGGGGCCCCAUUGAUGAUGGCGCUACGAUGGAUGCGCCCGGAAUUUUGAUCAAACGAGCCAUGGCCAACGGUAUCCAGAAGGGCCGAGGCGGUAAGGGCUCCGUCUUUGUUUUUGCUGCCGGAAAUGGUGCACUCUACGGCGACAACUGCAACUUUGACGGUUAUACCAACAGCAUCUACAGCAUCACUGUCGGUGCCAUUGAUAGGCAAGGCAACCACCCCACUUACUCGGAGUCAUGCUCGGCCCAGCUUGUCGUGGCAUACAGCAGUGGGUCGGGGGAUGCAAUUCACACCACCGAUGUGGGUGCCGACAAGUGCUUCUCCGGACAUGGUGGUACUUCCGCAGCUGGCCCAUUGGCCGCAGGAAGCGUGGCGCUUGCGCUCAGCGCACGACCAGAAUUGACCUGGCGUGAUCUGCAGCACAUCAUGGUGGAGACCGCCAUUCCCGUGAGUGAAGACGAUGGCAGCUGGCAGAUGCUGCCUUCUGGUCGCAAGUUCAGCCAUGACUGGGGUUUCGGCAAGGUCGAUACCUAUACCAUGGUCCAGCGCGCUAAAACAUGGGAACUUGUGAAGCCGCAGUCUUGGUACAACUCUCCUUGGUUGAGAGUGCACAAGGCGAUUCCCGAGGGCGAUCAGGGACUACUCAGCCGUUACACGGUGACUGAGGAUCACAUGAAGAAGGCCAACUUUGCCAAAUUGGAACAUGUCACCGUGACUAUGAAUGUCAACCACACCCGCCGAGGUGACAUCAGUGUUGAGCUACGCAGCCCGGGUGGCAUCGUGAGCUAUCUGAGCGUUGCUCGCAGAAAUGACAACGUGGCGACUGGCUAUAAUGAUUGGACUUUCAUGUCUGUUGCCCACUGGGGUGAAUCUGCCUUGGGCGAAUGGUCGAUCAUUGUGCGAGAUACCGACAAGAACGAGAACACUGGCAGUUUCGUCGAUUGGCGUCUGAACCUCUGGGGCGAAGCGAUCGACGGGUCUAAGCAGCCACUCCAUCCUCUCCCCGAAGAGAAUGAUGAUGACCACCCCUACGAGGAUGCUCACGUGGCUACAACCAGCGUCGCUUCGGCUCCGGUGAAGACCGGGGCCCCCGAAAACCCAGACGAUCAUCACGACCGUCCUGUGAAUGCCAAGCCACAAGAGACCCCCACGCCAGUGCCUGAACCCAAGCCUGAGCCUGAGACCAAGCCAGACUCAACACCGGUUGAGGAUGAGAAGGAACCUACCAACUCUGGCGGUGAGACCGCUUCACCUUCGCCCUCCUCUUCAGACUAUAUAUCGUCCUACCUUCCCACAUUUGGCACAUCUAAACGCACUCAGAUCUGGAUAUAUGCCUCCUUUGCAAUGAUUGUCGUUUUCUUCAUUGGACUGGGUGUCUACUUCCAGCUGCAACGAGUCAAGCGUCGUCGCACCACCGCUCACGAUGACUAUGAGUUUGAAAUGAUCGAGGAUGAGGAUGAGACGCAACCAAUGGCAGGAGCCUCUGGUCGUACGCAGCGUCGGGGUGGUGAGCUUUAUAAUGCGUUUGCCGGUGAAAGUGACGAGGAGAUGUUCAGUGAUGACGAAGAGCCUUACCGAGACGGGCUGGCCAAUCAAGGAGAAAGGGCAAGCGACGAUGACUCGCCUCACAGGCGUCAGGAAAAGCCUUAG